Spodoptera frugiperda (fall armyworm) is the source of this 2014-nucleotide messenger RNA. Its product is annotated as transcription factor Ouib. The transcript has 5 exons. The coding region runs from base 94 to 1791 and encodes 565 amino acids. The record is from RefSeq and is a predicted model, not a curated record. Lineage: Eukaryota; Metazoa; Arthropoda; Insecta; Lepidoptera; Noctuidae. Gene Ontology annotation, molecular function: zinc ion binding. Gene Ontology annotation, cellular component: nucleus.
CGUCAAACAAUACGGGAAUAGUGUUUCGAUUUUUCCGAGUUCUUGAAGAAAAAAUAUAUAAUUUUUAAAUGAAAACAACAUAAUUGAUUUGAAAUGGAGGCUUCUGCGGCUCCAGCUAAAGGCAAGGGUCCGAUUAUAGACCCGGCCUUGUGUAGGUGCUGCAGGUCUAUAAAGAAAUGUCGUCUUUUAACAGUAGAGUACGAAUGGAUGGGAACGAAGGAGGUUUAUUCCGAUAUGUUCAUGGAUUGUUUUGGUCUUCUUCUAUCAAAUCUAGAUGGAGAGACCAAGGAGUGUUGCAUAUGUGCGACCUGCGUGGUGAGGUUGCGGGAUGCAUGUGCGUUCAGGCAACAAGUGCUGCAGUCUGAGGAGGUGUUCCUUAGCACCAGGCUGCAUUUGAAAGAAGAUUGCUCAGACAAGGUGGAGGUGCUUAUAAAGGCGGAACCAUUGUGUGAGGAGUCUGAUGCCUCAAAUGGAAUGGAAGAUAGGGACGACCUUCCGGAUCAGGAUAUGACAGACACGAUAGACACAAAGACGGACGUAGCAUUAAAGGACGAGGGGGAGGAAGCCCCCGUGGCGGGGCGCACGCGCGCCAAGCGGGAGAGGGGGGAGCAUGCCGUCAAGAAGGAGAUCUCCAUCAAGAUGAAGAAGCUGCGAGCUAAACUGGACGAGAUGCUGGAUAAACCUGUUGCAGAAGUACCAGUAAAGAAGGAAACAGGCAAAAAGAAGAAACAAGAGUUAGACCAUGAUUUCAUGGUGUACACCAACGCUUUGACAAUCGUCCACAACUCCUAUGUGUGUCCGUUCCAAAACCGGAUCAGCAUAUAUUACUGUUUCUACUGCCGGGACCAGUUCACUAACCCAAACGAACUGAGAGAACACACCCUAACACAUGACCCAGUAGAACUAUUCCAAAACACGAUGGAAAACCGAAAAAUCCCAAAAAUCGACAUCACAAGAAUCGAUUGCCGAUUGUGCAACGAAAAAAUCGAUGAUCUAGAAGUUUUUAAGAAGCACCUCACUAGUGUUCAUGGAAAAAUGCUUUAUCCGGUCACGAAUGAGUUUCUCAAAUUCAAAUUGAGUUUGGAUAAUUUGAUUUGUACGGAAUGUAAUGGUACUUUUCCGUAUUUUGAUGUUUUGAAAAAACAUAUGAUUGAUCAUUUCGGUACUUAUAUAUGCGAUGUGUGUGGGGCCUGUUUUCUGGAGCGCAAUUCUUUAAGGACACAUAUAAAAUCUCAUACGAAAGUCGAAGAGAGUUUCCCGUGUGAGAUUUGCGGGAAAAAUCUUAAAAGUAAAUACAGCAGGUAUCUACACGUUGCUACGGUACAUGAGAAGAAACCAACAGUGAACUGCUAUAAAUGCGAAGCAAGUUUCCUCUCCUAUGCUCUAAGAAACCGACAUUUAAUAGAAGUGCACGGUGAUAAAAGGACUUUUGCGUGUAAAUUGUGUGAUAAAGUGUAUAAUAGGAGGAAAACUUUAAUGGAACAUAACCGUAGGAAUCAUUUGAAAGUGUAUAGACAUCAGUGUGAUUUGUGUGAUCAGAGGUUUUACCUCCCUUCAAGGUUAAAAGAACAUAUGGCGACUCAUACAGGUGAGAGGAAUUUUAGAUGUGAGUUUUGCGAUAAAAGUUAUCCCAGGCUUCAGUCCUUGCAAGAACAUAUAAGGUCUCAUAGUAACGAUAGGCGGUACAAAUGUGAUAUCUGCAAUUCGACAUUUACACAAAAUGGCAGUUUGAAAAAUCAUAUGAAGUCCCAUCAUCAUCAGAAUUAUGAUUUAGAUGCUAAUUAUAGUUGAAUUUGCAUGUAGGAAUGAUGAUGGGGUUUUAAAAAUUAAUAUUCUAUAUACGCCCGAAUACUCAAACGCUACUCAAUUUUAAGUUGUACUUUAAUAUCGUGCUAUCUCUGUCAUUUUAUAAAGAAUUGAUAGUGACAGAACUACAUUUGAGAGCGUCUUAAAAUUGAGUAGCGUUUGAGUAUUCGGGCAUUAGUCCGUCAGUAAGGUAAUGAUAAAAUAUUCU